Messenger RNA from Vitrella brassicaformis, 1811 nucleotides. Lineage: Eukaryota; Vitrellaceae. The record is from the annotation of a GenBank genome assembly.
GACAGAAAUAACUUUGACUAAUUGGCCAGUCCAUCGGUCUUAUUAAAGUAAAAGCACUCUUACUCUGGGACUUACCGCCCAGCAGAUCCACUAUUGAGCUAACUGCAGGAAAGGUCCUCACCGGCCUUUUCGCACACCAUCAAGCCGCCUUCGAGGAAUAAUUUCCACCUCUGCGAGCUUAGCCGGGGAGGAACGAAGCUCGCACAUUUGACGGAGCUCCUGCGCGACCUCGACGGAUGCGUUUGGCAUGUGUAGGAUGAGAAUGGCGUUCUAGCCGCUUUCUCUUCUUGAUCUAUGCAAGAUCAUGGGUGGAAGCUCUGACCCGUCGACGGCUCCCAUCCAGGCUUGUGACAGUGGAGCAGCCUUGCAGAUCCCGCUGAGCUUCGAGUGUACCGCCAGCGUCACCAAAGACGGCACCGCAAACACGUCUGAGGUACCUCCACCACAGACACGGCAUGCUGUUCAUCGAUGUGAUGCUGGUUGUGUCAUGCCGUGGCUGCAGACCAGCUUGUUUGGCUUGCCCAUUGAGCGAGGAUGGCCCCGCGACAACCAGACGCCCGAGGAAACGGCGGCAGUGAUGGCUCAGCGUGUGGCCUCACACUACCUCAGGUGGCUUGCGGAGGGUCCAACUAUCUACUGGCCCGUGCCCAUCAGCCAACCCAGCAAAUGGACGGUAGGCACACAGAUGGUCGCCAUGCGUCAUCCUUGUGUCUGUCUGUCUGUCUGUCUGUCCGCCCACUGCUGUGAGCUGCGUGCAGCCCCUGUACACCCUGCGGUUCUUCUCUGUGCUUGAGGAGCCACCCGCCCCUCCCCCGCUGACUGCCUUCGGCCCCCGCACCAGCCUGGUGCUGCCCUUCCCCUUCAUAUCGUCCAUCCCCCCGCUACGGCUGCUCACACUGGGCGCGCCAUCACUCACUCAUGGCCAGCGGAGUAGUGAGGUGGCCAUGCCCAUCCUCGGCGGCAUGAUGGGCGGCCGACUCGUGUACAGAGAGGGCGGGGGUGUGGGCAGUGUGACCAACGGGCGGAUGGUGUUCGGCUGUGGCUUUGUGGAGAGCAGGUGGUUUCGGCGAAGGGAGAGCGCGGGGCAGAUUGCCAUUGAGGAUGGCGAUGACAAGAGGGCAGAGGACCAGAAGGGCGGGGAUGGGGGAGGCGGGCUGAUCCCGAUGCCCAUCCCUGCUGAUGGAGAGCCCACACCACCAGAAGAGGAGGAGACCCCACAAAGGGUCAGUGAGUGCGCAAAAACCAACCACACUCAUCCACAGAUCCUUCACAGAUGUAUCUCCAUUCUCUCUAUAUUAUGUUAUGCCUAUCAGAGGAGGGCCUUGGCGUCCCAGAAAGGGAUGGAGGUUGGUUCGUUCGAGCUGGAGACCCGGCUUGAGGGCUACCAGUCACCCCUGGUCAAGCUGGGCGGCGGGAUCGGUGUGGAUUGGCUCAAGGCCAUCUACGAGAGGACACAGCUGCCGCUGCACCAACGAAUGCUGCGCAAGUUCCACAGGUACGCGAGGCAUUCGUCGAAUGGCAGCCACCGUGUGUGUAUGUGUAUCUGUGUAUGUGUGUAUGCAGGUAUGUCCAUGACACCUUGCCCGUGAACUUCGUCGCGCGUCUGAAGGGCCCCCCACCAUUUGACCUGUAUUGAUCCGUCCGUGAUUUGUGUCAAUCGCAGUGUGUGCCAGUAGACGUCUGUGUAUGUUAUGUACAUGUGUAGAGACCUAUAGUGUGUGUGUAUUGGUUGAUGCGGACGCUAGAUUGGGCCCUUACAUGGACGCUCCUUUAUCCAUCCCACUGUGGCGCUGCAAGAACGAGUAAACGCG